Messenger RNA from Closterium sp. NIES-65, 1176 nucleotides. The record is from the annotation of a GenBank genome assembly. Lineage: Eukaryota; Viridiplantae; Streptophyta; Zygnematophyceae; Desmidiales; Closteriaceae.
AUGGCGAUGGCCGCCGCUUCAGUCGACGCCGUUCGCUUCGCGGCCGGUUGUCCGUUUAUUGCGCGCCGAUCAGACGUGUCUGCUAAGCGGAGCCUGAGUCUUCUAGCGCCGUUGCCUCGCCUCUCGCAAGCUUCGUCAACGCGCAUUACACGCUCCUAUCGCCGUGAUCCGCGGAUCGCGGUGCGAGCCACUGGCGAAUCGCCUCCGCCUGCUCCCAGCGACAGGGAGUCAGGACCAAGCGACGAUGACGUCAGCAUUCGCUCGUCUCCAUCUUUGUCCACGUCAGCGCCAAGCAGCAGCAGCAGCAGUGUGCCUUAUGUGCCGCUACUUGGUCUGUCUUUAGUGGGAGCAGCAGAAACACUGUACCUCUCUUUUGAGAAGCUGGCGGGGGGGCAGGUGGCUUGUCCCAUUAACGAGUCAUGCACUGACGUGCUCAACAGCCCAUACGCCUCCCUCUUCGGCAUCCCCCUCCCAGUCUUCGGCUUUGCUGCCUACUCCACUGUCGCCCUCCUCACCCACCUCUCCCGGCCCUCCUCUCCUCAAACCCCUCUCGAGGCCUCCACUCUCUCCUCCACUGCACGCUGGCUGCUGCUCUCUCUCACGGCUGCCAUGACCACCACCAGCGGCUAUCUCAUGUUCAUCCUCGCUACUGAGCUGGACGGCGCGUUUUGUCUCUAUUGCGUCACCUCAGCUACUCUGUCCACGUUGCUGUUUGCCCUCACAGUGAAGUCAUUCUCAUGGCGUGAGUUGCAGCAGGCGCUGCUGCCCCAGCUAGCCCUGGUGACGGCAACUGCCGUGGCUCUCUCCCUCUCCUUUGCUGAUGUCAGGGACACCGAGAUUGACCUUGCUGCUAUUGAACCAGAGGUCACCACUGUUUCGACACCUGUGCGCGUGCAAUUGGCCAAGCAUCUGUCGAAUGUUGGGGCGAAGCUGUAUGGUGCCUUUUGGUGCUCGCACUGCUACGAGCAGAAGCAGGCGUUUGGAGCAGAAGCUUCCAAGUACCUUCCGUACGUGGAGUGCUAUCCAGAGGGCUUCAGGGCAGGAGUGAAGCUUGCUAAAACUUGCCAGGAUGCCAAUAUUGAAGGCUUCCCAACAUGGAUCAUUGAUGGCCAGGUUUUGCCAGGAGAACAAGACCUUGAUGAACUUGCUCGCCUUACAGGUUUUGAGGGGAAGUGA